UUCAUUCAUCCAAGUUGGGGGUGUAGGCCACUCAGUCAAAGACAAUCAAACAUGUUUGAGUUUCCAUGCGCGGUGACCAGGGAGGUAAAGAGCUGAGUAACAUUACCCCUCCUCCAGCCUCAGCUCUACAGGGUGUUUUUUUUUUUUUUUUUUUAAAUUCUCAUUCGAUCACAAGAAUCGUUUCUGUUUAAAAAACGAAACGAAUUGGUCAUGCGAUGUGAUUUAUUUCUGCCGGAGGAAAAAAGGAAAAACUAGAUAAGACCUGUUGGCGAUGAUGGAUUACUCGAAGGCGCAAAUGUCAAGCUUGUCAGAGGAGGGCAGUUCAGCUGGGAGUCCACAAUUCAGUCCUGCAGGAGUGAAGCUGGAGGCCAUGAUGGAGCAGCUACAGCGACAACAAGGGGCCAAACUGGAGAUGAACCUGCAGGAGAAACAUCUUCUGCAGGCCCAGCUCCUGUUCGCUCAACAUGCUGCUGCUGCUGCAGCCAGGGCCUCCGGAUCCAGACUAGAUGCAGCCUUAUUCGGCAAAGCCGAUGGACAGACUUACCAAGCAGCUCAACAAGCUUUCAACCACCAUCUCAGCGGAACCACUCCAGAUGGCGAAGAUGAAAACUCAGAUGAGGAGGAGCAGGAAAUGGUGGAGCACGAGGAGAAUGAUGAUGUGGACGAAGACUCUGAGGAUGAGGAGGAGGAGGAGGAGGAGGAGAAGAACGGGCCUCUCCAGCAGGCAAAGAAGGCCAGACUCCAGCAGGCUCCAGGCUUCCCCUUCCCUCCUUAUUCUACACCUCAGACUUGUGCUGUGAAGUCUGAAUCUCCUCCUUCAGCCAUAAAACAGGAGCAUGAAGAGAAGGAGGUGAUGUCUCCCACAGGCCAUCAAGCCUUCUCAUCACCCAGCGGCAUCUCAGACUGGAGCUUUGAAGAAUCUUUCAAACAAAGAGGGGGUGCCGCCUGGCCUGAGGACAAUGAUGUAGGAAAAAUAAGAGGAGAGCCAUCCAGGGACUUUGCCAAGCUCUAUGAACUAGAUAACGACCCACAAAGGAAGGAGUUUCUUGAUCAACUCUUUGUCUUCAUGCAAAAACGAGGAACUCCUGUGAACCGCAUUCCCAUCAUGGCCAAGCAGGUGCUGGACCUGUACCGGCUUUAUAAGCUCGUGACAGAGAAGGGAGGCCUGGUGGAGGUUAUUAACAAGAAGAUCUGGAGGGAGAUCACCAAAGGACUCAACCUCCCCACAUCCAUCACCAGUGCAGCCUUCACCCUCCGCACCCAGUAUAUGAAGUACCUCUACUCAUUCGAGUGUGAGAAGAAGGGCCUGAGUUCUCCAGGUGAGCUGCAGGCCGCCAUCGACAGUAAUAGAAGAGAAGGCCGACGUCCCAGCUACACUACGAGCCUGUAUCGCUAUACCCCCUCCCCAAGCUCUGCCCCACACCCCCUCCUCUCCACACCCCCCAUGCAGACCACCCCGACUGGGCACAAUGGCCUGACGGGGUCUGCUAGCCCAAUCCUGAAGAGACACACAGAUGAGACCUCGACUCCUGUCUUACCCAGCCGGCUGCCCAUGGCUCUGGCACUGCAUCAGCAGCAGCAGCAGCAGCUGGCUCAAGCUGCUGCGAUGGAGCAUUUGAAAGAGAGGAGGGAGCGAGCGGCAGCUGACGGUCCAGAGAAGAAGAUGAUGCAGUUGGCAGAGGAGCAGCAGCGCCUCAUGCAGCAGGCUCUCCAACAAAACCUGCUGGCUUUUGCCUCCCAGUUCAACCCCAUGAACCUCAAACUCAACAAUGGCCAUGAAAGCAAACAGGAUUUAUCUCUGAGUAUCUCCACUAAUGGAGCAGCCAGUAUCAGUGUUUCAGUGGAGGUCAAUGGCACUAUUUACUCCGGAAAGCUGUUUGCCCAGAAGUCGGCUUCUCCCGUGGUGUCUCAGGCUGUAACUAUGGCAGGAACCAGCGGCUUCAGUGCCCUCUCCUCCUCUCAUAGUCCAUUGUCUUCAUCAUCCACCUCUUCAAAGGGACCAAAUUAGGACUCCUUGGUGUUUAGAUUGGUUCUGAGCAAAAAUGAAAACACAAUAUACCUCUCAUGUCAGAAAGUACUGUAUGAAGUCUUUGGAAAACCAACCGCAAUUUAUUUUUUCUAACAUUACCUCAGCUGUGUAGUAUGCCUAAAUGGACUCCUCAGAAGUUUCCUAAUUGACUGUAAUGUCGUUUCAGAUUUCGAGUAACCCGUAGUGCCUGUUGGCAGCAGAAAUGUAGAGGCAUUCAUGUAUAAAGGGCUUUACAGAGUUUGUCCAAAAGUGUCUUCAAAAGGGGAAGUGCUCAAUGACGACCAAUACUUAGCCCCUUCUGUUGUCACUUACAUUUAUCAUUAUUUACAGUAGCUUCCUUUUUUAAUAGUAGAACAACAAUGUUGCCAAAGUGCAGCUGACAAGACCAAAAAGCCUUAGCUUAGUGUCACAGUUCAUGUCUGUGACCAGUUUGGAAGGAUUUUGUACUUCUCUUGGUAAUCGUUUGAGUUAAAGCUCGUAGUUUAAACUUUUCCCCGCAUUACAAUCAAACUGAACUAAAAAAAAUAUAUAUGUUAGAAGGCUUGUUAGAUUUUUUUAUGUUUUGCAUUGUUUUAUUUUACAUUUUUAUUUAAUCAUUUUCAGGAUUACAAAACAUUUAUCAUGAAAGCUGUGAUUCAAAGGCAAAAUGUGAGCAACGUAGUUUAUCUAGAAUAUAAGUGAUACAAAUUUACCUCAAUACACUUUACAAAGUGGCAAGAUUUUUUUUUCACUCAGGAAAGACUCAUCACUGUUAUAUUAGAGCUCGUAAAAUAAUGCUGUGUUGUGUUUCUGUAAACACAGAGAAUGUACCGUUAAUGACCUCAAGCAUUUGACACACUGAAACAGUGCUACCUCACUUUUCUUGAGAAUAUGCAAUACUUAAUGCAGCAUGUGUUUAUGAAGCCUUCUGUUGAAAUAUACUGUAUGUGGACAAUCAAGAAGACAUAUCAUUGAAAACAUGUCUUGGUAUUUGACUGGCAUAUUUCUUGGACAUGUGGCCAUGAGAAAUAAACAAAUCUUGUGUUGAGUA
Messenger RNA from Labrus bergylta (ballan wrasse), 3059 nucleotides. RefSeq names its product AT-rich interactive domain 3B (gene arid3b). Gene Ontology annotation, molecular function: DNA binding. NCBI's taxonomy places the organism in Eukaryota, Metazoa, Chordata, Actinopteri, Labriformes, Labridae. Gene Ontology annotation, biological process: regulation of transcription by RNA polymerase II. Gene Ontology annotation, cellular component: nucleus. The record is from RefSeq and is a predicted model, not a curated record.